AUGUCUGCAACCACCGAAAACAAAGUCACUUUCAAGAUUACUUUAACAUCACACCCAAAGCAACCUUUUAGAACAAUCAAGGUUCCUGAAAGUGCACCAUUCACUGCUGUUUUGAAGUAUGCUGCUGAAGAAUUCCAAAUUUCUGCUGAAACUAGUGCAAUUCUCUCCAAUGAUGGUAUCGGUAUUAAUCCUAGUCAAACUGCAGGAAACGUUUGGCUCAAGUAUGGUACAGAUUUACGUAUUAUUCCAAGAGACAAAGUCGGUGGAUUUUAA
Molecule: messenger RNA, 273 nt
Organism: Naegleria gruberi
Lineage: Eukaryota; Heterolobosea; Eutetramitea; Acrasida; Naegleriidae
Exons: 2
Coding region: 1-273 (90 amino acids)
Biological process (GO): protein K69-linked ufmylation
Cellular component (GO): nucleus; cytoplasm
Source: RefSeq, a predicted model, not a curated record